GAUUUUCCUCUCCUAAUUUCAAAGAUCCAACGAACUCAGUUGGAUCCACAAAAAUUACUCUCCACCAUCCAAAAAAGUAUCCACUAACCAAUGCGUCAAAGUGAGCUCCUCUGCCGACACAAMAGUAUUAGCAGCAAACCAAAAAGMAACAGUGACAUAGGAAGAAACACCGAUUUCCAUUCCAAACCACCCCAGCCACCAUGGACCUUUCCAAACAUGACGUUUUUGCCCAGUGCUUCGAAAUUCUUCAGAAUGCCCCGGAUCGYAUUUGUCUUAGCCCCGUGCUCAAUGCCCAAAUCCUUGCCGUGGACUGGUCUACUGACUCCGUGACCAUCAUCAAUUCCCUCGAAAGAUCCUGGGACUCCCUGAUCAUGAACAAUCUCGCCAUGCAUGAAGCCAAGGCUCGUUUUUUCUGUGCGUUUCUUCGACUGGUAGUUGCCUCGCCUUCCUCAAGCAAGAACGAUAACAAUGAAGCUUCCGGCACCAUGACAGUUGUUCCAACAAACGUCUCAUCAAGCGACGCAAUAGAUGUCGCAAGAAACACCAUCACUACAGAAAACAGCGAAACCGAAAGCAUUGCCCGAAAACGCAAGCGUACAUUUUCUAGCCCUACUUACAUAUAUACCGAGCUCCCCCGCACGCUCGAAGCCAUUCUACCGACAUUCUUCGGCAAAACAACACCUAUUUGCUCCACAGACACAUUUGUCUCUUUCUACAAGAAGUACCUUCCCGGUGACACAGUGUGUCGACCACCCCGUAUUGAGGAAUAUUACCACCCGGCGUACAAAAGUCUGGCAUUUGCUAUGUGGUGCCUCCAAGCCUCAAAAGGGGACAUUGACUAUGUUCUCGAUUUCGAAGCUGACGCCAAGCCCUAUUCCUUCCACCAUGCCAAACGACCGCAUCAUACCGCAUUGGACGAAUCMAUGGCUCCCAAAGGCUACAAGAUUGUUGCGCAUGAGCCAACCAUUAACCUCGCAUCAAUUCUCAACCCAAAGGCCUUUGCCACCGAGAACAAYCUCACCCCUGCCCAGGCAGCCCGAUUCACCAACCCUAUCAUCGCAGAAUGCCGCUGCAAGUUCAUUCAUCGCAGUAAGUCGUGGUGMAAGUACAAGUCAACGUACAUCAUGUACCAUCCGCCAACCCACCUGCUCGUCGCCUGCCGUCGCCCAAAGAUCGAAGUUGUGAAGAAAAAGAUUUGCAAAUUGAAUCCCGUCUUUCACCUCGGCACCAAGCUCGAAGAGAACGCCAGUCGUCUAAGAAACCACGAGUUUAACGGUUCGAGGAUCAUUACAUCAAAGAUCUUCCCCGCCUGGAAAAGCGGUAGCGGUGCUUUCARUGACAAGGGUGAAAGUAGGGAACUCGAUAUUAUGGCCGCCUAUGAAAUUGUUCCCCUCGCCGACCGGAACAAGCACGAGUCAGCAAAUCUGGUAUGAACUGCGUUUCUCGGAAACAAAACUGCGCUUGGAAUUGAAUUGGCUAUACUUUGAUUUGAAUCGAAUCUAAAGAAAUGGCGGAUCGAUAAACUUGCACCUGUAGUUUUUUCGAUUUGGUGUGAUUCGAUUUUGAUCAGUCAUCGAUCCGUGUAUACCAGGUUUAUCGUUUUACUCCAUACAUCACGUGUKCUGUUUUCACCAGUAUUGCAUUUUUGUGAUUUAGGCUACAAUAUAAGUGGCAGUAACACCAAAAAAUCUUUAAUUGUUAUUUGUAACAAGUUAGUGCAUCUGAAUGAAAACUUACGCUUCUACCUGCUAUUUUCGGUAUCUUUUGUAGCCUCUCGUUAGAACCUAGGGUAAGUUAUGGUCCGGGUACCGUGCCUUUGAUAGGAAACCCAGUUGAGGCGAUCGCAUAUUGUUUCAUUGAUUACUUGGUUGGCAAAAAGCCGUUCCGUUGGUCCGAUUCGUAAGU
Molecule: messenger RNA, 1905 nt
Organism: Pseudo-nitzschia multistriata
Lineage: Eukaryota; Bacillariophyta; Bacillariophyceae; Bacillariales; Bacillariaceae
Source: the annotation of a GenBank genome assembly